UGUGCUGCUGCGCCGGGUAUUUAUCAGAAGAGUCGUGACUAUCCCGUUUACACUGCUAGUUAGGCGGACAGACGGUUCCUGGUGUACUCGGUUUCUCCUCUCAAGCCUGUGGCCUUCGAUUGGUUUCGCAAAGUGCGAUUUUUUGAGUCGACGUUGUUAAUUAAUUUUGUAUAUUUAGUUUAUUUUUAUAUUGUGUGAGUAAGAAUGUCGGCGCCUGAAUACUCCCCGUUCUUCGCAGUGAUGGGUGCCUCUGCGGCUAUGGUGUUCAGCGCCUUGGGAGCAGCCUAUGGCACAGCCAAGAGCGGUACAGGGAUAGCCGCCAUGUCCGUGAUGAGGCCGGAGCUCAUCAUGAAGUCCAUCAUCCCAGUGGUCAUGGCGGGUAUCAUAGCCAUCUACGGCCUGGUAGUAGCAGUUCUGAUUGCCAACCAAAUCACAGAUACAGUCACCCUCUACAAGAGUUUCCUCCACCUGGGCGCCGGGCUGAGUGUGGGCCUCAGCGGGCUGGCAGCAGGCUUCGCAAUCGGCAUUGUGGGUGACGCGGGCGUGAGGGGCACAGCUCAACAGCCAAGGCUUUUCGUGGGCAUGAUCCUCAUCUUGAUUUUCGCCGAGGUCUUGGGUCUCUACGGGCUCAUCGUCGCCCUCAUUCUCUCAACAAAAUAAACACCCAAAACAUCUCCACUACAAGAUCUGUCCUUUAUGUUGCUGCUGGAGAAAAAGUGUAAAACGGGGAAAAAAAAAAAAUUUUAAAAAAAAAAAAAUCUCUGCCACUCAAGAUGAAAGAAGUGAAGGCGCGGGAAAAAAUUCAAAUGGCUCCAUAAAUAUGGUCUUAUCUCAACAAUGUGUACAGUCGUCCCAAUUUGAUAGUCAACUUGUAAAUGCGCAAUGUAGUGAUUUGUCUGUCUUGUGUGCGUGUGCGUGUGUUUCAAAAUUGUAUGAUGAAGAUUCCAUUUUAUUUCCCUCCACUUAUUUCGGGCCUUGAGGCCAGCUGAGGCAGCUCGGCCUCUGGUCUUAGAGAGCUGACCAAAGGGCCGCACAGCUUUUUCUCCUCCCAUAUCGACUCGGGAGUUGACACAAUUUCUGCAUUAAUCUUGAGGAUCUAUUUGUAAAGAGAAAUGUAUAUGGACUUAAGAUUUUUUUCCACUGAUUUUUAUUUAUAAGAAAUUGUUCAUUGAACUGUUUAAUGCAGCAAAAGUCUUUAAUCCCCCCCCCAGGAUAUAUUAUACAUAUAUACAGUCAUAUAAAUAUCUACAUAGAUAGAUUUAAUGCACUGUGGGUUAAUUGUGAUAAGUGGUUGGAAUUCCUCUGGAUGUAAUUCUUGGUUUAAUAAUUAAGAUUGCCUUUAGUAUGUUGCUGGUGAAGUGGGAGUUUUUGUGUGUAGCUGUAUUCUAAUCAUUACGCAAACAUUCUCAAACUUCAGUGUUUUUCCUGUAGUACUGCUGUUUGCAUUAAAGGUGUGUGUGCCCCGUGUUGGGUCUCACAAGUGUAAUUUCCAA
Molecule: messenger RNA, 1493 nt
Organism: Plectropomus leopardus (leopard coralgrouper)
Lineage: Eukaryota; Metazoa; Chordata; Actinopteri; Perciformes; Serranidae
Gene: atp6v0cb
Product: ATPase H+ transporting V0 subunit cb
Biological process (GO): proton transmembrane transport
Cellular component (GO): proton-transporting V-type ATPase, V0 domain
Molecular function (GO): proton-transporting ATPase activity, rotational mechanism
Source: RefSeq, a predicted model, not a curated record